ACGUGUACAGGAAGUAAUACCGGAAGUAGCUGUGCGCUGCCUGAAGCCGCUAUCUGUUCCUUUUUAAAACCUUUUAAAGUCUUCAUGUGUCCGAAGCAUCAUGAAAUAAUAAGAUUGGCAGCGACAUACGUGAUGAAGUGACGACAGGAAUUUAACUCAUAACCACUCCAGCACAGGCGCGUGUAUGAAGAACUGGACCUUGCAAGACAACAAUGGGCAAACGGAAGGUUCCAGAUCUGUACAGAGCCCCCUUUCCCCUCUAUUCCAUUAAAGUGGACCCCAAAACUGGGCUGGUGAUCUUGGCAGGAGGAGGAGGAGCUUCCAAGACUGGCAUCAAGAAUGCUGUGCACUUCCUGGAGGUGCAGCUGCUCGGGGAGAACCAGCACAGUGCCAGCCUGCUUCACUCCCACGACACGGACACACGUGCCACCAUGAACCUGGCCUUGGGCGACGGCGUGAUUGCGGCGGGCCAGGACGGACGCUGCGCUCUGAUGAAGUUUGACUCGGCGCAGAAAGGUGCGAGCAGCCUUGCUGCUAAUGAAGUGAACAACAUGCCACAAGGCAGUGCCAGGCAACGAGCCGGCAGAAAGAGCAAAGGUGCUCAGGAUGAUGCUUCCGCCUGCGAGGAUAAGUCACAUACGAAAGAUGAGACGGCACACAUAUCUGUGACGGGAAUUACUGAACUGCAGUCAGACGAGAACCCUCAGGACCCACUCCAAAAGGUGGUCCGAUUUAGUCCUGACCUGAGCCUGCUCCUCACUGGAGGCACAGACGGACACAUCAGAGUCUGGGAGUUUCCAUCCCUGAAGAAAAAACUGGACUUCCAAGCACACAAAGGAGAAAUAGAAGACCUGGAUGUGAGCCAAGAAAACAAGCACCUGGUGACGGUUGGCAGAGACUUUGCUUGCAGCGUGUGGAGCAACAACCAACUGGUCACCACUCUUAAGUGGCAUGAAACCAUGCCUCAAAUGGCUGAAAAGACCUAUCGCUAUAUGGCUUGCAGGUUUGGUAAGGUAGAAGACCAAAAAGAUGCUCUGAGGCUUUACACGGUUCAGAUCCCCCACAAGCGAGAGCGCAAACCUCCACCUUGCUACCUGACAAAGUGGGACGGCAAGAGCUUCCUGCCAAUGCUGACUGCUCCCUGCGGGGCCGAGGUCAUCUCCAGCCUGGCGAUCAGUGACUCAGGAACAUUUCUUGGACUUGGAACUGUGACAGGAUCGGUGGCUAUCUACAUCGCUUUCUCCCUUCAGAGGUUAUACUACGUACACGAGUCCCAUGGCAUCGUUGUGACAGACCUGGCCUUCCUUCCUGACACCUUGAAAGGCUGCGAUAUGAGAGGCAAGAUUGAAACCGCCAUGUUCAGCGUCGCUGUGGACAGUCGCUGUCAACUCCACGCUGUUCCUAACCCCAGAACAUAUCCCAUCUGGCUGGUCUUGUUCAUCUGUGGCCUGCUGGUGGUGGGGAUAGUCCUGCUUCUCCAGCACUUCUUCCCAGGGCUCUUUUAAGUCAUCUUUUUACUGAGGAGCUUCAAUCUACCUUCAGACCAGCCAAUACAUCUCAGGUUGGUUCGUCUCCCAAACCGGGAUCGGACUUCUUUGGAAUCAUGAACGUUCCAAGUUUGGGAGUCUUCCAUUCAAAUAUUGGAGGAUAUAGAAAUGAUUCAUCAUAAUGAAAAAAUCACGUAACGCACAUGAAUUUGUACAUUUAACAGUCUGUUUUAAAGUUAUUUUCUCUUUGAGUGGAAUCAUAUUGAUGUCAGAGCAGAGGUGAGGCACCGAGUCUAUGGUGGACCAUCCUGGUCUAUACAACAGUCUGUCUUGGGUUUUCAUCCAAAACCUGUCCCUCCUGGUUGGUGCGUACACAAGCCUCAUAGAUGAGCCUCGCCGCCAAAAUAAAUAUGUUCUCUUUA
Molecule: messenger RNA, 1909 nt
Organism: Nerophis lumbriciformis (worm pipefish)
Lineage: Eukaryota; Metazoa; Chordata; Actinopteri; Syngnathiformes; Syngnathidae
Gene: preb
Product: prolactin regulatory element binding
Biological process (GO): endoplasmic reticulum to Golgi vesicle-mediated transport
Cellular component (GO): endoplasmic reticulum membrane
Molecular function (GO): protein binding; guanyl-nucleotide exchange factor activity
Source: RefSeq, a predicted model, not a curated record